Messenger RNA from Triticum dicoccoides, 1068 nucleotides. Its product is annotated as glycine-rich RNA-binding protein RZ1A-like. Lineage: Eukaryota; Viridiplantae; Streptophyta; Magnoliopsida; Poales; Poaceae. Gene Ontology annotation, molecular function: RNA binding; zinc ion binding. The record is from RefSeq and is a predicted model, not a curated record. The coding region runs from base 155 to 826 and encodes 223 amino acids. The transcript has 3 exons.
GGAUUCCUACUACUCUACUACGGGAGGUAUAUAAAAUCCCCGCGCCAGUACUGUACGACGCGGUCUCUCCUCCGCCCAUCUCUGCUCCGGUCAACCAAGUUCCUCCUCCGCUUCCCAAGCCGCCCUCGUCUCCGCCCCCCUCCCCCUCGCAGUGAUGGCUGAUGAGGAUGAGUACCGAUGCUUCGUUGGGAACCUGUCCUGGUCCACAACUGAUGAAAGCCUCAAAGAUGCAUUCUCAAAAUACGGCAAAGUUACCGAGGCAAAGGUGGUUAUGGACAAGUUUUCUGGACGUUCACGUGGAUUUGCCUUUGUGACCUUUGAUGAGAAGAAAGCCAUGGAAGAAGCUAUCGAGGACAUGAAUGGAUUGGACUUGGAAGGGAGGGCCAUCACUGUUGAUAAAGCUCAGCCUCAAGGGGUUGGUAGAGAUCGUAACGGUGACCGUGAUUUUGAUCGUGACCGUGGGUCUCGUGGUGGCCGUGACUAUGGCGGUGGUCGUGCGCCGCGUGGUGGUGGUGGUGGUGGGGACUGCUUCAAGUGCGGCAAACCUGGACACUUUGCUAGAGAGUGCCCGGAUGGUGACGGCGGGAGAGGUGACCGAUAUGGUGGCAGAGAUGAUAGGUAUGGUGGUGGUAGAUCUGACCGUGGUGGCGACCGUUCUGACCGUGGCGGCGAUCGUUCUGACCGUGACCGUUCUGACCGUGGCGGCGACCGUUCUGACCGUGACGGUGAUCGAUCUGAGCGUGGCAGUGACCGAUAUUCUAGCCGUAGCCGAGAUGGUGGGAGCGGGGGUGACCGCUACAGUCGUGACCGAUCAGGUCCGUACUGAUAGCCAAGAUCUUGAGAAGUGUGUUUCAUCCAGGUAUGAAAACCCUAUCUACUAUCAUGAGGUGUGUUUCCUUGUAUUUGAAACUCUGUGAUCAUGUAUUUGAACUAUGAUGUUGUACCGUGAGUAAGCAGAUCCUUUAUUACAGACCAUAUUACUGACCUGCUUACCAUUUCUUCCUGCUUAAUGUGAGUCGCAUGGACUUAGCCAUAAUGUUUGGCUCUGGGCCCUGCAUGUUUGCUUGA